Hermetia illucens (black soldier fly) is the source of this 472-nucleotide messenger RNA. Its product is annotated as four-domain proteases inhibitor-like. The record is from RefSeq and is a predicted model, not a curated record. The transcript has 3 exons. Bases 124 to 363 code for a protein of 79 amino acids. Gene Ontology annotation, molecular function: protein binding. NCBI's taxonomy places the organism in Eukaryota, Metazoa, Arthropoda, Insecta, Diptera, Stratiomyidae.
GUUUAUCGUUUCGUGUGAAUUUAUAUUCCGAGCGGUAUAAAAGCGAAGGGGCUUGAAUUCAGGGUGCAUUAUUUGUUUGCAAACAGCUCAAGAAAUUACUGUUAAUCCAGAAGAGUCGUCGAAAUGAAAUCCAUUUACGCAGUCACCGUCCUCCUUUUCGCUCUCAUCCUAUCGGCCGCCGCUGCCCCAAGAUGCCCGAUACCUUGCAGUCGUGAGGCAAAUCCCACGUGUGGCUUCGACGGAACCUGCUACAGAAUGUUUGGCUCCCCUUGCUUCAUGGAGAACUACAACUGCGGAGCCGGCAGCAGAUUCCAAAUAGCUCCAGAGGAAAAGUGCAACAUCCCCGAACUUAGAUGCGCUUAAAGACCCACAGGUGAACAUUCGCUGCACAAUGGACUGACCUAUACCAAAGAGUAUUAUGUUGAAAAAAGAUAAGAUAAAAAGUUUACUAAAUAAAUAUUAAUGAAUUUAU